AUGUGUCUGUCAGCCAACCAUUUUCCAGACUGUUACCACAACACGUUGAGCGCAGAAUGCAAACGGGCGUGCGGAGACUGUCGAGAUAACAUCACGUGUAACGCUAUUGUCGGUAUGUUAGACGUCGGCUGUGACCCUGGUGUGUACGUCACCUUAGACAAACCCAUGUGCAACCAGGAAUGUUGUAAUGGGAUGAACGGACUGGGAUGCGCCUACAAGUGCGGAGCAUGCGCGGACGGGACGCCAUGUAACAAGUCUUCGGGGCUGUGUCCAGGGGAAUGUGACCCGGGAUUUGUCGGGGUCAUGUGCACAGAAAAGGACGGUGCCCUGGCGCCGGUGAGUGUCGCUCUCUUGGUGAUCGGCAUUCUUUUCCUAAUCGCCGGACUCAGGAUUCUGUUCGCCAUAUGGGUGUACAAGAAGAGAGUAACGUAA
This is a messenger RNA of Mya arenaria, 432 nucleotides long. RefSeq names its product scavenger receptor class F member 2-like. The record is from RefSeq and is a predicted model, not a curated record. The transcript has 3 exons. Bases 1 to 432 code for a protein of 143 amino acids. Lineage: Eukaryota; Metazoa; Mollusca; Bivalvia; Myida; Myidae.